Messenger RNA from Cervus elaphus (red deer), 2850 nucleotides. RefSeq names its product protocadherin gamma-A3-like. Bases 316 to 2829 code for a protein of 837 amino acids. Gene Ontology annotation, molecular function: calcium ion binding. The record is from RefSeq and is a predicted model, not a curated record. Lineage: Eukaryota; Metazoa; Chordata; Mammalia; Artiodactyla; Cervidae. Gene Ontology annotation, biological process: homophilic cell-cell adhesion. The transcript is spliced from 2 exons. Gene Ontology annotation, cellular component: plasma membrane.
GGAAACUUAAAAAUUUCUGACUUAGAUUUGUCAGAGCGUGCAGUGAACGGUUAUGCCUCUGAGCGUCGCUGUUCACCACUCAAGAAGGAAAACGCCGCUGAAGAGCUAGUCCUUUUCCUUGUUUCCAAAGAGCAGAGAACCAGCAAAUCACACUUGGAAGAUCCGAGGCUGCCUCAAAGCUCACCCCGUCAGUCAGCCAGCUCUGUGACCUAUAAAUUAGGCCCACGAAAGUCUUAGUUCCUUGAUAAAAUAAGACUGAAGUCUGCCUUGGGAAACUGGAACCCAAUUCAGAGAAAAUAAUUCACUAAAACGGAAAUGACCAAUUACCAGAGAUUCAGAAAGUGCGGAAGACUGGCCCUGCUGUGCGUGCUUCUGGGGACGCUGUGCAAGACCGGAUGCGGGCAUAUCCGCUAUUCGGUGUCAGAGGAGCUGGACAAAGGCUCCUUCGUGGGUAACAUCGCCAAGGACCUGGGGCUGGAGCCCCAGGAGCUGGCGGAGCGGGGAGUCCGCAUCGUCUCCAGAGACAGGAUGCAGCUCUUUGCUCUGAACCCGAGAAGCGGCAGCUUGGUCACCGCGGACAGGAUAGAUCGGGAGGAGCUCUGCGCUCAGAGCCCACAAUGUCUGGUGAGUUUUAACAUCCUUGUUGAAGACAAAUUGAACAUUUUUGAAGUAGAAAUAGAAAUUAAAGACCUUAAUGACAAUGCUCCUGAUUUUCUGAUGGAGGAAUUGGAAAUAAAAAUUAGUGAACUAACAGUUCCUGGAACUCGGUUUCCACUUAAGACUGCAUUUGACCCAGAUGUGGGCACGAACUCUCUGCUGAACUAUCAGCUCAGCCCCAAUGACUACUUCUCCCUGGCUGUGAAGAGUGUCACUGAUGGGGCCAAGUAUCCAGAGCUGGUGCUGCAGCGGGCUCUUGACCGGGAGGAAAAGAAAGUUCACCAACUUGUCCUCAUUGCUUCUGAUGGUGGUGACCCUGUCCAGUCUGGCAACUUGGGCAUCCAAGUGACAGUGCUGGAUGCGAAUGACAAUCCACCAGUAUUUACCCAGCCUGAGUAUCGAGUAAGUGUUGAAGAGGACCUGCCGGUAGGCACCUGGCUGCUCACAGUGAAUGCCACUGACCCUGACGAAGGAUUCAAUGCUCAAGUAUCCUAUGUACUAGAUAAAAUGCCUGGGAAAAUCGCUCAGAUUUUUUAUCUCAACUCAGUGACUGGGGACUUAUCAAUAUUAAAAAAUCUAGAUUAUGAGGAUGCUACUUUCUAUGAAAUUAAAAUAGAAGCACAAGAUGGACCAGGUCUCCUUUCAAGAGCUAAGAUUCUGGUCACAGUUCUGGAUGUGAAUGACAAUGCCCCAGAAGUUACAAUUACUUCUCUCACAGGAUCAGUUCCAGAAGAGUCAGCUGCUGGAAGGGAAAUUGCUCUUAUCAACGUGCAUGAUCGGGAUUCCGGGCAAAAUGGACAGGUCACAGUUUUUGUCCUGGGAAAUAUGCCAUUUAAUUUAGAAAAAUCAAUAAACCAAUAUUACCGCUUAGUGACAGCCAGAUCUCUGGACCGUGAACAGGAGUCUGAAUAUAACAUCACUCUGAGAGCUACAGAUGGGGGUAGUCCGCCACUGUCCACAGACACACACAUCACCCUGCAUGUGGCAGACAUCAAUGACAACCCACCGGCUUUCACUCAUGCCUCCUAUUCUGCCUACAUUCCUGAAAACAACCCCAGGGGAGCCUCCAUCUUCUCUGUGACAGCCCAGGACCCUGACAGCAUUGAGAAUGCCCACAUUACCUAUGCACUGACUGAGGAUACCAUCCAAGGGGCGCCUCUCUCCACCUACGUCUCCAUAAACUCAGACACUGGAGUCCUGUAUGCUCUGCACUCCUUUGACUUUGAGCAGGUUAGAGACCUGAAGCUACUAGUGACUGCUAGUGACAGUGGGAACCCUCCACUCAGCAGCAACGUGUCUUUGAGCCUAUUUGUGUUGGACCAGAAUGACAACACACCUGAGAUUCUAUACCCUGCCCUCCCCACUGAUGGUUCUACCGGUGUGGAGCUGGCACCCCGCUCCGCAGAGCCUGGCUACCUGGUCACCAAGGUGGUGGCAGUGGACAGAGACUCGGGACAGAACGCCUGGCUGUCCUACCGCCUGCUCAAGGCCAGCGAGCCAGGGCUUUUCGCGGUGGGGCUGCACACGGGCGAGGUGCGCACAGCGCGGGCGCUGCUGGACAGAGACGCGCUCAAGCAGAGCCUGGUGGUGGCGGUCCAGGACCACGGGCAGCCCCCUCUCUCGGCCACCGUCACGCUCACCGUGGCUGUGGCUGACAGCAUCCCAGACAUCCUGACUGACCUAGGCAGCCUGAAGCCUUCAGUGGAUCCUGACGACUCCGGCCUCACACUUUACCUGGUGGUGGCGGUGGCCGCGGUCUCCUGUGUCUUCCUAGCCUUUGUCAUCGUGCUGCUGGCGCUCAGACUCCGGCAUUGGCACCUGUCGCGUCUGCUCCAGGCUUCGGGCAGCGGGUUGGCUGGCGUGCCGGCGUCUCAGUUUGUGGGCGUGGACGGGGUGCGGGCUUUCCUGCAGACCUAUUCGCACGAGGUCUCGCUCACCGCGGACUCUCGGGGGAGUCACGUGAUCUUCCCGCAGCCGAACUAUGCGGACACGCUCAUCAGUCAAGAGAGCUGUGGGAAAAGCGAGCCUCUCCUGAUAUCUCAAGAUUUACUGGAAAUGAAAGGUGACUCCAACGAGCUCCAGAAUGCAGACGCACCUCCUGUGCAACCUCAAGUGCCUGACAAAUCGUACCCUCAAAUCACAGAAGUCCAGGGUGCUGUGUUGAUUAUUUAAACAUCCCAGAGACAUCUUGAA